UAUUCAUAGUUAACGUGUUUUGCUCUUGGUUCAUCCAUUUUUAACAUGUUUUCCACAGGGACACUGCUGUUCCUAACUACAAGUAGAAGAUACUUUCUAGUUGAUGCUAAUGCUUUAGCGAAAGAAGUCUUCAAAUAAAAUGGAAUUAGAAAGUAAUGGAACAAACAUUACAAAUAGUUCAAUUAACGAAACGUACGUUACUUCUGCAUACAAUCUUAAUCAAGAAGACACCAACUGGAUUGUGACAAAUUCUUUUAUAAUCUUUACUAUGCAAACGGGUUUUGGUAUGUUGGAAUCUGGAUGCGUUUCUUUAAAAAAUGAAGUUAACAUUAUGAUGAAAAAUGUAGUAGAUAUAGUACUUGGUGGACUGACUUAUUGGGCAUUUGGUUUUGCCAUGAGUUUCGGAUCAGAAAGAUUAAACAAUCCUGUUAUCGGUAUGGGUGAAUUUCUGAUAGAUCCUUCCAUAAAUGACGAACUUAUGGGUCCAAAGUGUGCUGCAUUUUUGUUUCAAUUAAGUUUUGCAACUACUUCAACAACAAUCGUUAGCGGUGCUAUGGCCGAACGAUGCAAUUUUAAAGCGUAUUGCUUAUUUUCUUUCUUAAACACCAUUGUAUAUUGCGUACCAGCUGGAUGGAUAUGGGGUGAUCAUGGGUUCUUAAAAAAUUUAGGUGCUGUUGAUAUUGCUGGUUCAGGAGCAGUUCAUCUUGUUGGAGGCAUUUCUGCACUUGCAUGUGCCAUUAUGUUAGGACCAAGACUGGGCAGAUACGACAAAGGAAUUGAUCCAUUGCCUCUUGGAUGUCCGGUCAAUGCCAUUAUGGGCUUAUUUGUACUUUGGUGGGGCUGGUUAGCUUUCAAUAGUGGCAGUACAUACGGUGUCAGCGGACAACGAUGGCAAUAUGCAGCUAGGGCAGCGAUUUCUACUAUGCUAGCUAGCAUGGGAGGUGGUUUAAUUGGAUUAGGUUUCAGUUUAUAUAAUCCAAAUGGAAUUGAUAUUUUGAGCCAGAUAAAUGGUAUUCUUGGUGCACUGGUUGCAGUUACAGGCGGUUGUUUCCUUUAUAGAGCCUGGGAAGCUAUAUUUGUUGGAAUGAUCGGUGCUUUUAUCACGUGCUUCAUAAUGCCACUAUUAGAUAAAAUACAUAUCGACGAUCCUGUUGGAGCUAGUGCAACACACGGUGCAAGUGGAGUUUGGGGUAUCAUUGCUAUCGGUCUAUUUGCUGACAACCCAUAUCCUCUUAAUACUACCAAAGGAAGAAAAGGGUUGUUCAAAGGAGGAGGUUGGUACUUAUUAGGAAUACAAUGUCUAACUGUUAUAUGUUUAGCACUUUGGAGUUUUCUUGUAUCUCUAGCUUUGUUAUGGUUCAUAAACAAAAUUAUACCAAUUAGAAUGAGCGUUCACGAAGAACUUCUAGGUGCAGAUUUAGUAGAGCAUCGAAUAAGACAUAUACAGAUUGGAGUAAGCAGAGCUAUGUCUGCUAUUCGUCCAUUUUCACAAGAACAUGAAUUAAAUAACGUGCCUCCUGUAGGAAUCAAUCCUGGUCACGAUUCGUAUAUCGAAAGAUACAAUCGUAAAAAUCGUUUAAAACAGAAAAAACGAUUUUCUCUCGGAAAAAAUUUAUCGAAGAUUCCUCAAACAAAUACUAUUACCGACAUAGUAUUAACUGGAAGCAAUAAGCCAAAUUUCGCUUGGAUGGAUUAAUAUUUGUCAAUGCUUUUUAACAAUUUAUCGAAUGUUAAUUUAUUAGAAACGUAUAAAUGUAUUCACAUACAUACACGUUCUAACUCGUUUUCAGUUUUCACACGUUACUGUGAGACGUACACUAUACACACAUUCUGUAAUAAAUAAUCAAAAUCUUAUACAGAGUUACAUAUAUGAAAAUUAUGCACGCUAAUGUAUAAGGAAAUAAUCCUGUUGAAAAAUCACAGAUACAGUACAUAUAUACGUAAUAUAUCUAUACCUUGAAUGGCUCGAUAAGUAGCAUGGCACAUAUACAGAGCUUACUUCUAUCAUAGUUAAUUUUAAAUAAAAUAUUGUUAU
Osmia lignaria (orchard mason bee) is the source of this 2035-nucleotide messenger RNA. It is a transcript of the gene Amt, whose product is annotated as Ammonium transporter. Gene Ontology annotation, molecular function: ammonium channel activity. Lineage: Eukaryota; Metazoa; Arthropoda; Insecta; Hymenoptera; Megachilidae. The record is from RefSeq and is a predicted model, not a curated record. Gene Ontology annotation, cellular component: plasma membrane. Gene Ontology annotation, biological process: ammonium transmembrane transport; ammonium homeostasis.